AUGGCUGAUAAUGGAGGCGGUUCCAGCCCGACGAAUGGAGGCAAUGAUGCAUCAUGGCCGCCUGCCACGGAUGUAGCGCACUAUGCGCCCGCCAAGGGGGAUGCCGCCGGAGGAGAUUCCCGUAGUCGUGCACGCACACAAAUCGUGUCUAUAUGGUCUGACCGGCUCCAGCUUGCCAGUGUGCUUGCAACAUUCUUCACGUCGAUUGACAGCCUCCUCUUCUCGCUUUCCGUGAAUCAGCACAACAAUACCAAUGCUGGAGAGCUGAUGACGUCUGCUUUCUCGGGUGCCCUAGUAUUCCACGCGGCAGCGGCGAUUCUAUCAUACAUUGGCGCGUUUGUCUUGAUCCAGUUCAAACUGGCCAAUGCGCCGUCUAUACCUACUGAAACGCACUCUGCUCCGCCAACCUUCCACUCACCCAAAGUCGCCGCCAAACACCCCGCAGUUCACAUCGCAGGACACCAUCCGCCCGGGACGCAUUCCAGCCACGCGCGCGAUACCAAGAUACAUCCUUCCGCUCACCAACAAUCACCGUCUUCUCCGCUGCUGUCUCCACCGCUGGAUUUCUUGACGCGCUCGACAUCCGCUCUGAACGACUGGUUGCACUCGGUGGCGUUUCCGUCGUCACCGUCGUCGCAUAUCUACAUCGAGGUGGUGCAUCCUUUCACCAGGAAGAAGGUCAACACCAGCCCCGAGCCAGGCCCAGACGAUGACGACCCGGAGACCAACAUCGACGCGCUGAGCCGACUACUGCUACGUUGCCAUCGUGCAUGUAGCGCCUUCACGCUCAUCGGCUUCACGCUUCUACUCAUUGGAGUCGUCUCGUUCGCCUGGACGGUUCUUGACAGAGCCGUCGGCAUCUUCACGAGCUGUUGCGUGGCUGUCGCUCUUGUCGUCGCUCUCUAUUCGUUGCAUUGA
Peniophora sp. CBMAI 1063 is the source of this 918-nucleotide messenger RNA. The record is from the annotation of a GenBank genome assembly. Lineage: Eukaryota; Fungi; Basidiomycota; Agaricomycetes; Russulales; Peniophoraceae.